AACGAAGAAACAUUCAGGUGAGGAUUUAAAUGGAGAUCAAGAUGACAAUAAAGAAGACGACGAUAAUCCUUUAGAUUUGAUUGCACCCAAAGAACCAGUCGAUAGCAAUGGUCAUGGUCCUUACAUACCAGGUUCCAAAACCGAUUUAGACAAACGACAUGAAAGUUAUGAUGUUUUAGUAAAAAACACUGUUGAACAAUUGCACGGACCACAAGAAGAUCCAACUGACCAGUUUUGGCGUAAAGUAGCAGAGAAGGCUACGAAAGAUGACAAAAACCAAGAUAAUAUGAAAUACAAUAAAAAAAACGGAACUCUGAAAUUGCCGUACGUGAACGUUACACAGAACUUUCAAUUUGCUAAGAAAAUGCAUGCAGGUAAUUUAGAACACGAUCCCUUACCUGAUACUUUGGGUUAUCGUAACAUGACUAAAGUGGGAGAGCAUAGAGAUUCAGAUAUCGUCGUGAAGCCUUAUGCCAUAGGGUGGAAAGGUUAUGGUGCAUCAGGCCCAACAUGCUGCACAAAAAUGCGUGUUCAUCGACCUAAAACAUGUGAUCCGAAAAAAAAUGACGGUGGAGCUGGUGAUCUUAAACAGCGCCCAGCGACAUCUGCUCUGGAUUUAGGAGGCGAAUACAAAAAACCCAUGUCUUUAAUGGAUUUGGCGAUUUGCUGGGAUUUUAAGGCAGAUGACCCCAAGAGGGAACCCAGACCGCCAAAACACAUCGAUGGAUCGAAUGGGUCGCAGGCACCGGCCGUUUUUACAGUGGUAAACACGCCUAAGGAAGAAGUAAGUGAAACAAUAUUAACACACGCAUACCCUAUCUUUAAUCAAAACCGAAACUUGGAUAACGUGGGACGUCAUAGUGUACCACAUUUUGAGAAAGAUAUGACUAAAGAAAAACGUAAGGAAUCUUGUGAUGUGCAGUACUGUCCACAACAUAAUCAAACCGAAAAAACGAUUAAAUCUCGAUCUUCAAGUAGAAAAAGUUCAAUUCAAUCUGGAGGAAAAUCUCAAUGUGAUGGAAUUAAUGGAUGUGGGACACUUUCCGAUAUAAGUCAAAAUUUAAACCGGGAAAAUUCGAUACCGAAAAUGAAGCACAUAAAAGAAGCUUGGAAUUCUGAAAAGAGUAAAAAUUCUAAGUAUGAUAUUAAUCGCAACCGUCAUAGUUUGGAGUCCUAUGAAAAAACACCCCUAGCCCAGGGUAAGUUACAACAAAGUUCACCAAAUGAAUCCGAGAUAUCGAAACACUCUCCCAAAGAAUCCUCCAAAAAUAGUGAAACCACUAACACAAAUACCAAACAUAAACACUGUUUCUCUUGUAACGGAGUAAAAGUGUCUCAAGAAAGAAAACAAAAAGAUGAGUAUAAAUUCGCCUUUAAAGCAGGUAACCCAAAUUCCGUUCAAAGCACUAGCUCUAAUGACUCUAAGGAAUUGAAAAUACCGAAGAUGCGUCAUCCAUAUACAAAAAAGUCAUAUACUAUUCCUACUUUAGCUCCCCCCUUUAGUAUUUGGCGGGAUGCCAACGCUACAGGUUAUCCAGAACAUUGGAGACUGGCAAGUGUAUACCAACACGCUUACAAACCACCUGAACAGCGACGAAAACCUCUUAUCGAAAGUGUAUAUCAAUAAAAAAAAUACAAAUGGAUACCUAAUUGUGUACGUUUGUGAUUGAGUGCAAUUAUUAAAAUAUAAAUAUUCUAUCGACAA
Messenger RNA from Vanessa tameamea, 1705 nucleotides. RefSeq lists its product as uncharacterized. NCBI's taxonomy places the organism in Eukaryota, Metazoa, Arthropoda, Insecta, Lepidoptera, Nymphalidae. The record is from RefSeq and is a predicted model, not a curated record. The transcript has a single exon. Bases 287 to 1627 code for a protein of 446 amino acids.